Molecule: messenger RNA, 3195 nt
Organism: Betta splendens (Siamese fighting fish)
Lineage: Eukaryota; Metazoa; Chordata; Actinopteri; Anabantiformes; Osphronemidae
Product: kinesin-like protein KIF23
Biological process (GO): microtubule-based movement
Cellular component (GO): microtubule; kinesin complex; nucleus
Molecular function (GO): ATP hydrolysis activity; microtubule binding; microtubule motor activity
Source: RefSeq, a predicted model, not a curated record
AUGAUUUACAGCAAAGGGAAGACUCCGCGGAGGCCUGGCCCAAAGAAGGCCAACACUGAGAAAGAUCCUGUCGGAGUAUACUGCCGAAUACGACCCCUUGGAGGGGAAGGGGAGGAAUGUUCUGUUGAGAUGAUUAGCAGCUCCACUAUCCAGCUGCAUCCUCCUAAUGGUCUAAAAGCCAACCGCAAUGGGGAAUAUAAAGAGACACAGUACACCUUUAAAAAAGUAUUUGGUAUUAACACCACUCAACUCGAGCUCUUUGAGGAUAUUGCCAAGCCACUGGUUGAAGACCUCAUUCACUGCAAGAAUGGUCUGCUGUUUACGUACGGUGUCACUGGAAGUGGUAAGACCUUCACCAUGACGGGCUCCCCUGGCGAAGGCGGGCUUCUCCCUCGUUCCCUGGACAUGCUCUUCAACAGCAUUGGGCCCUUUCAAGCCAAAAGAUUUGUCUUUAAACCAGAUGAUAAAAAUGGGAUGGAGAUCCAAAGUCAGGUUGAUGCUCUCUUGGAGAGACAGAAACGAGACAGCAGUCAGCAGUCUGUGUCCAAAACGCUAUCAUCCAGGCAGAAGACAGACCCAGAGUUUGCAGAUAUGAUCAGCUUGGAUGAGGCAUGUAAAUCUGAGAAUGUGGAUGAAGACUGUUGUUUCAGUGUCUUUGUGUCAUACAUUGAGAUCUACAACAACUACAUCUACGAUCUCCUUGAGGAUGCUCCGUUUGACCCUAUCAGGCAAAAGGUUCCUCAAUCCAAAAUUCUCCGUGAAGAUCAGAAUCAUAACAUGUAUGUGUCUGGCUGCACAGAGGUUGAAGUGAAAUCCACAGAAGAAGCCUUUGAAGUGUUUUGGAAAGGACAAAAGAAAAGGAGGAUAGCCAAUACUCAACUGAACCGCGAGUCCAGUCGGUCCCACAGUGUGUUCACCGUAAAGCUGGCCCAGGCUCCACUUGACGCUGAUGGAGACCACAUUCUACAGGACAAGAACCAGGUGAAUGUGAGCCAGCUGUGUUUGGUUGACCUGGCAGGAAGCGAACGGACCAGCAGAACCAAAGCAGAGGGAAGUCGCCUUCGUGAAGCAGGUAAUAUUAACCAGUCUUUAAUGACACUGCGAACAUGUAUGGAAGUCCUGCGUGAAAACCAGAUAUGUGGGACUAAUAAGAUGGUGCCGUACAGAGACUCUAAAGUUACACAUCUGUUUAAAAACUACUUUGACGGAGAAGGAAAAGUCAGGAUGAUUGUUUGUGUCAACCCAAAGGCCGAGGAUUACGAAGAAACCAUACUGGUGAUGCGGUUUGCAGAGAUGACCCAGGAAGUGGAGGUUGCACGGCCAGUUGACCGGCCAAUUUGUGGCCUUGCUGCAGGACGCCGACACAGAAACCAGGCCUUCAAAGAUGAGUUGUCCCGUCGUCUUGAGGAGCGUGGAGGUCCCAUCAACAGUGGUGACCCUCUUCUGCUGGAUGUGCUCACAGAAAGCCUUCCAGUGCUGCCACCUUGUGAGGUGGUGGACCCAGCUGAUGAUCAGACACUGCCCCGCUUGAUUGAGGUGCUGGAAAGGAGGCAUCAGAUCCGUCAGAUGAUGAUAGGACAGAUAGACAAAACUGCCAGUGCACUAAAGGCCAUGCUUCAGCAGUUUGACGGUCAGCUCAGUUCAAAGGAGAACUUCCUCCACGAACAACGUGACAAACUGAGUGAGAAGGACAAAGUCAUCGUCAACCAAAAGAUGGAGAUUGAACGGUUAGAGAAAAAAUCAAAAACUCUGGAAUACAAGAUCGAUAUCCUGCAAAAGACAACAGACAUGUACGAGCAGGACAAACGUUCACUUCACCAGGAACUAGAGAACCGGGAACAGAGGUUACACAAAGAGCUGUCGGAGAGGAGGCGCGUGGAGCAGCGCAUGCAAGGCAUUGUGACUGAUACCAAACUCAAGUGGGAAAAGGAAUGUGAGAGACGGGUAAAUGCCAAGCAGCUGGAGAUGCAAAACAAGUUAUGGGUGAAGGAUGAAAAACUGAAGCAGCUCAAAGCCAUAGUGACUGAGAGCAGCAGCAGCAGCAGCAGCGGUGGUGCUGGCUCUUCCAGUGGCCGUCCAGAAAGGCCCACAAGGGAGAGAGAUUGCAACAUGGGUCAGAAGAGGUCUGCCUCCCCAUCACUGCUUCCUGGCUUCAACCAAACUCCUGACCAGAAUCAAGCCAUUGUUAGGGCAGUUCAGCAACCUUACCCCUCCACCUCCUCCCCCAACACCCCCCCCUCUUCAGCUUACCCCUCUGUGGCCUCCUGCAUCUCUAAGUGGGAGCAGCGGCUCCCUGUAGACUCAGACAGUCAGGCCUCGGCCAGACAUCUGGGGACUCCCCUCAGGAGCCGGACCCCUGCCCCAUGUCACGACACCAGCAGCGUGGGCCGCAGGAGAGGUCGGCGCUGGGCCGCCGGCGCCGAGGCUCCUUCUACAGCUCUUGUUUAUGGACUAGACCUAGAGGCAGGCACAAGGACGGCCCUUCCAGUUCAUCCAAUGCACCGACGGUCACACUCAGCUGGUGGGGAGAAAUGGGUAGACCACAAACCACCUUCUAAUUUGGACCUAGACACUGUCAUGCAGCCAAUCAUACCCAAUGCAAUCAAGGUGUCGACCCCUAACGAGAAAGCUCUGUCAAAAUGCCACAAGUAUGUUCUUAGACACCAGGAGCUUGCCUCCGAUGGGGAAAUCGAGACCAGAUUAAUCAAGGGUAAUGUUUUUAAGACGAGGGCUGGGGGACAAGCGGUGCACUUCACUGACAUUGAGACACUAAAACAGCAGUGUCCGACGGCAGCGAGUCGCAAAAGACGAUCAGGGUCUGAGGAAGAAUCUGCUGAAAUGGACAACUUGGAAAACAUGGCUCCAGUUGCGAGCACGAGCUCAGGUUAUGGCUAUCAAAAGCGCCGUAAACCUUAAGUUGUUUUAACACAUGAAGAAUGUUAUCUGACCAUUGGACUGGUCAAAGGAAAGACCUGUAGAACAAUACAUCUUUUUGAGGAUUUCAGGAGUAUUUUUGUCAUGACCUUUUUUAUUAAAAAUCAUUAGCGUGCAAUGAAAAUGUAAUUAGAGCUGAUACAACACUGACUUAAACGGUUUGGACUUUUGAAUGCUGAGUUUUGGCUUCUGAAAGUUAUUUUUAAAACCCUAAUGAGUAUUUCAGUGUAAUUGUUUUAUUCUCAUGGCUGAUUUUUAGCU